AGAGUGAACGAGCAAAGAAAUGAAGGGUAUGACAUAUGACAGGUCCAUGUGAAAGGUAAACAAGACCGUUCCAGCCCUGACUUGGGUUCUACUUAAAGGUCUGGGCUCCAUGACACCACAGUUGGAUCCAGGAACAGCUGCUGCAGGUGACCAUGUUUCGUCUGUAUUUCUCAUUCUUCCUUUGUGUGGUUUGGCUUGGACUGCUCUCUCUCACAGGGGCAGAGGAAAACCAAGCUGAAUCAAGGGAAAAAAGGAGUGUUCCUAACUGGGCAAUGACUUCUUCAGACUUUUUCGGCUGGAUUGAAGAGCUGCGUUCUCAUGGUGGUUAUGACAAGAUCGAGGAAUUGGCCAGAACUUUCUGGGCUCACUUUCCUUCUGCCAGCCGCCUGGGUUACGACCCUCCCGCUCCAGAAGAAUAACGCC
This is a messenger RNA of Rhinichthys klamathensis goyatoka, 423 nucleotides long. RefSeq names its product otospiralin 2 (gene otos2). NCBI's taxonomy places the organism in Eukaryota, Metazoa, Chordata, Actinopteri, Cypriniformes, Leuciscidae. Bases 153 to 419 code for a protein of 88 amino acids. The transcript has 4 exons. Gene Ontology annotation, biological process: sensory perception of sound. The record is from RefSeq and is a predicted model, not a curated record.